Molecule: messenger RNA, 1092 nt
Organism: Syzygium oleosum
Lineage: Eukaryota; Viridiplantae; Streptophyta; Magnoliopsida; Myrtales; Myrtaceae
Exons: 1
Coding region: 137-877 (246 amino acids)
Molecular function (GO): polysaccharide binding
Source: RefSeq, a predicted model, not a curated record
UCGUCAUUACUUCAAGAAAGAAACACAGCAACCAAAAUCAUUCCUCUCAUUUUUAUCUAUCUUUCUUCUACAUCUCAACACUAAAAACACUCGGAUUUUACUUAGUUGAUUCGUGCUCUCUCCUAUUGCAGAAGCUAUGCACAAAGAUCAAUUCCUUCUUCUUCUUCUUCUUCUACCUUGGUCCUUUAGUAUCGCCGUCGAAAACAAUCGGUGCACCACCUCUUGUGGUGAGGUUGUGAACAUAAGCUCCCCGUUUCGACUGAGGGGCGACCCGAAAAUCUGCGGCGACCCUAACUAUGAGCUAGCCUGCAUAAACAACCGCACUACUAUCGAUUUGCACUCGGGCAAGUAUUAUGUACGGUACAUCGACUAUACCAACUACACGAUUAGGGUUGCUGAUGUCAGGUUGCGAAAGGGCAAUUGCUCGUCUCUUCCUCUUCACUCUUCAUCAUGCAGCUACUCCAACGACCAAGACAAUUUCCAUCCAUUUAGAUGCCAUAACUAUGGUCUGACCAUUUUAAUCGUGAACUGCACGAAGGCCGUCGAUUCUCAAUUAUAUAUCAACGCUUCAUCGUGCUUCAAUGGGGCCGCAUUUUCGAAUUUUUCAAGUACUAGAAGGCGAUUAUAUGCCAUGGUGGAUGCGAAUGUCUCAAGUGUGGAAACCGGAUGCACUAUAGAGCAUAUGGCAAUGAUACCAUGGUGGGUUGAUGGCAACCAUCUUCGUUCCUAUGCGCAAAUUCAUGAACAGAUGGUUUAUGGGUUUGAGCUUUCAUGGCUUGAAAAAGCCUGUAAGAUGUACUUCAAAGGUUGUGCUUGGUGCGACAUCAACGCUGAGCACCAGAUUUAUUGCGGAGCCAACACAGGUAAGGACUUUUGACUUGUUUAGUUUUCUCAACAUAAAGAAAAUUGUGAAAUUAUAUUUGGUCAAAACCUGUGAAAUUUCAUGUAAACGUGAAAUUGAGCUCGGUCAUAGGUAUAUCCUUUCAGUGCACCACGUGAUUUGAAAAUGGCCAUUAAUAUCAAAUAGUUACUCAAAUGCUCUUGUGGUAUUUUGUAAGUAUAACAACGAGUACAUUUUUAUUCAUUUGCUAA